AAAAAAGAAGAAAAAAAUCUGUUCUUUGAGAAAUUAACAUCAAUCUGUUAAAAAAGUUAUCGUAUAAAAUAUGGAUACAGUAUAGAGGCAUAAACCCUAUAUUUCUACUUAGAAGUAAAAUUGAAUUUUUGUUUGAAAGGAAAUUUUGUUAAUAUUUGUCUUCAAAAUGUUGCAAGAAAAGAAGACAAUUAUAUUGAGACGUGGCAGAAUUUCGCAAAAAAUUAAAAACAACCUGCAACCGUUGCUGCAGAACACAAAAAAGCAAAUCGCUCAAGAUGCUUACUAUCAAAAUAAUCCAAUAGGCUCAAGCCCUCUAAUAGGACAAAAUCAGAAAACAACUGUUCAUGAACGUCUAGGCCUUAAACAAAUACGAAUGAAACGAAUCCCUUUUAUAGGAACAAACUCAUCUACAAUUCCACCCAAAAAAAGAAUUUUCAAACAGCAUCCAAACCACAUAAGGAACUUUAAUAAUUCCAAAUUUCAGAGGAUUUAUUCUGCACAAGCAAGGCUUGAUCGAAUACGUCAGAAACACAAACCUCUUAGACUUCACAGAUUUCAAAAUACUAGAAAACACCGAGCUGCAAAUCUAACUGUACAAGUAAAAAAUCCAAACUAUGUGGGAAGUGGAAUUCAAAAUAGGGGAGCAGCUUCUAGUGCUGUUGGACGAUUCAAAAUGAUAUUAAAUCCUGUAUUGCAAUCGGAGAUUUUGCACUUGAAAAAUAACGAAACUAAAAUGGGAGAUGUAAUCAUUUAUAAUUGGCGUCCUACUCCAGUUACCACCAUUUUCAGCACACAUGAACGUUUCUCAAACUAUUAAAUUUUGUUUAUGUUUAGUUUUAUAUAGUUUUGGUUUAGUUUUGGCCACCAUUGCAUGUUUGAUUUAUAGACGCAGCACACAAAGUAGUAUGUUUAAAGAUCUAUUAUUUUCACAUUGCAAAUAAAAUAAAACAAAUAGCAUUGCAUAUAUUCUAGUUUCACAAAAAAAUGCUUUAAGGAUAAUAAGCCCUUAAAUUAUUGAAUAAGCCUUGUAAGGUUAAUUUUGGUAAGUUCUUUUAGUGGAUUGUGCUGUUACUUAUGGUAUCCAAGAGAUGUAUGUUUGACUUGCAUUAUUUAAACCACUUUAUGAAAGUUUUAAAGUGUCAAAAAUCGCAUUGGUGGUCAAAGCCCUAGAUGUUACUUUAUAUUUGAAAUUAAAUAUAUUUUGGAUUUUGAUUACACUGGUGUUAAUCCUCUUUUUUUAUUAUUAUUCAUAUUAUUACAUUAUAUAAUCUGCAACAGGUGAUGUAUAAUUUGUUUUUUC
Molecule: messenger RNA, 1300 nt
Organism: Cylas formicarius (sweet potato weevil)
Lineage: Eukaryota; Metazoa; Arthropoda; Insecta; Coleoptera; Brentidae
Exons: 2
Coding region: 167-817 (216 amino acids)
Source: RefSeq, a predicted model, not a curated record